AUGUCCGGCUUCGCCGAGGCCAACUCCAAGACCGCCCAGGGUUACGCCGAGCUCGAUGCCUCCUCCCUCGCCGUUGGCCUUCCUGAAGGUCUGAUGGGCAACAGUGAGGUCGGUCACCUGAAUAUUGGUGCCGGCCGUGUUGUCUGGCAAGACAGUGUUCGUAUUGACCAGACCCUCAAGAAGGGCGAGAUGGGCAAGGUGCCCAGCGUGGUCAAGGCUUUCACACGCGCUAAGGAGGGCAAUGGACGCCUGCACCUUUUGGGUUUGGUCUCAGAUGGUGGUGUGCACUCCAACAUCACUCACCUGUACGCCUUGCUCGAUGUCGCCAAGGAUAUGCAGAUUCCUGAAGUCUACAUCCACUUCUUCGCCGAUGGACGUGACACAGACCCCAAGAGCGCUGAUAAGUUCAUGCAGCAGCUGCUCAAGAAGACCCAGGAGAUUGGUACUGGUGCGAUUGCCACUGUUGUUGGCCGCUACUACAUCAUGGACCGUGACAAGCGCUGGGAGCGUGUUGAGGUUGGCUUGAAGGGUCUGGUCACUGGCGAGGGCGAGGACAGCUCGGACCCACUGCAGACCAUCAGAGAGCGCUACGAGAAGAACGAAAACGACGAGUUCCUCAAGCCCAUCAUCGUUGGUGGCAAGGAGCGCCGCGUCAAGGAUGAUGAUACUCUCUUCUUCUUCAACUACCGCUCUGACCGUGUCCGUGAAAUCACCCAGUUGCUGGGCGACUAUGACCGUUCCCCACGCCCCGACUUCCCCUACCCUAAGAACAUCUCCCUUACCACCAUGACCCAGUACAAGACCGACUACACCUUCGAUGUUGCUUUCCCCCCGCAACACAUGGGCAACGUUCUGGCUGAGUGGCUCGGCAAGAAGAACCUCAAGCAGUGCCACAUUGCUGAAACUGAGAAGUACGCCCAUGUCACAUUCUUCUUCAACGGUGGCAUCGAGAAGGAUUUCCCCGGCGAAGUGCGCGACAUGAUCCCUUCACCCAGAGUUGCUACGUAUGACCUUGACCCGAAGAUGAGCGCAGCUGCUGUCGGUACCAAGAUGUCUGAGCGUCUUGGCGAGAACAACUUCGACUUUGUCAUGAACAACUUCGCUCCUCCCGACAUGGUUGGCCACACUGGCGUUUACGAGGCCGCCAUUGAGGGUGUUGCUGCCACUGACAAGGCCAUUGGUGAGAUCUACGAGGCCUGCAAGAAGAACAACUACGUUUUGUUCAUCACCGCCGAUCACGGAAAUGCCGAGGAGAUGCUCAACGAGAAGGGCACUCCUAAGACCUCCCACACUCUCAACAAGGUUCCAUUUGUUAUGGCCAACGCUCCUGAGAGCUGGAGCCUCAAGAAGGGCGGUGUCUUGGGUGACGUUGCGCCUACUGUUCUGGCUGCUAUGGGCAUCGAGCAACCCGAGGAGAUGACUGGUGAGAACCUGCUCAUCAAGUCUUAG
Molecule: messenger RNA, 1449 nt
Organism: Penicillium soppii
Lineage: Eukaryota; Fungi; Ascomycota; Eurotiomycetes; Eurotiales; Aspergillaceae
Product: phosphoglycerate mutase, 2,3-bisphosphoglycerate-independent
Exons: 3
Coding region: 1-1449 (482 amino acids)
Biological process (GO): glucose catabolic process
Cellular component (GO): cytoplasm
Molecular function (GO): manganese ion binding
Source: RefSeq, a predicted model, not a curated record